CAGUUUUAAAGGUCUGGUCAUUAUUUCCUUGGACGCCAAACCUUCAAGGGGAAAAUAUGCUGCGUACGUUCACUGUAAUCAUUCUUAUUGGAGCUUCGUUUGCUAGAACUUUGCCAACAGCAAAGGAUGGUUCUAAAAAUGUGGAGAAAGGCAAACAGUUGGUUGUAAGUUUGCCCUAUUGGUUUGGAAACUCAAAACCAGUGAGAAUCCCCAAUGCAAGCGUACAGAAGCACCAAGUAAGUCGUUCUAUUGUUGAGGGGGCAGAAAGAAAGGGAAAAACACUGAAUCCUGAAACGGAUGACCAAACUGAUGGGCAUUUUGUGCAGAUAAAGAUGUUCUUCGGCAAUCGCCUAUUGCCGAUCUAUGGGUUGGUCACGAGCGAAGUUUCUGGCCCAAUUGCAGACAAAGAAAAUAACAACCAAGAUUCACCACGUGAAGGAGUGCUCGAAAAGGAGCAACAGCAGAAGGUUGACGUUAAAGCUGAAGAUCGUCUUCAUAUGGCUGUAAAAAAAGAUGAAAAUCCUAAACAAGCUGUUGAACUCCCUGAUGCUGAGAAUGGUAACAAGGGCGUAUCAAAUGAAGGAGCACUUAACGCGAAGCAACAGCAAAAGGAAGAAGACGAAGCUAACGUCUCACUACUUACAGUCGUGAGCAAGGAAGAUGAAAAUUCGGAAAAUUCCAAGAACUCUGUUCUUAAGAAAAAGGAAGGAGAGAUUGUCCCUUCUGCAAAUCCUGGAAAUGAGGAAACUAGAAAUUCUCUUUUGCUCGCUGAUCCUGAGAAGAAAAAAGAAGAGCCAUCGGUGGUUGUAAAAGACAAUGAAGAGAAAAAGUCUGAACCGAUCCCAAGUGCUGAAGAGAAGAAAGAAAUGAUUUCUCCUCUUGCUGAUGCCGUGGAACAGGAUACGCCUCUGUCGCAAGAAACAGGAGAAAAAGAAACGGACCCUGAAAAUGAAAAUGAGCAAACUAAAGUUAAAGAAGAAACCUCCAUUAAUAUAAUCACUGAAGCAACACUCGAAGAAAUUCCAGAAGGCACACCUGAUAAACAGGACAAGGAAGAAGCUGAAACAAAUGUCACAUUUUGGCAAAGUAUUGGCAACUUUUUCAGUAAAAUAGCAAAUUUGUUCAGAAGUUCUACAUCUUCUAUUGAACAACCUAGAGGUAUCACUACUGAAGCCAGUAAAAAUUCUGUCAUCACAGAAGUGAAUGAUGAGAAAUUUAGUGAUGUCAAGGCGGAGAGCAGUGAAAAUUAGAAAAAAUAGCAAUAUAGGCAUGAUUGAGUGACAAAGCAAUUUGGUUAUUUUUUAUAUUUUCACUUUAAUUCCAUCUAAUGAAAUCUUUGUGAUUUUUCCGACUUUAUCAAAUAUUUCGCACAUGCAACAAAUUGUACCUUUAAUCAAAAUAAAAUAUAUGAAUUAUGGAAAAACUUAA
This is a messenger RNA of Cloeon dipterum, 1428 nucleotides long. RefSeq lists its product as uncharacterized. The record is from RefSeq and is a predicted model, not a curated record. The transcript is spliced from 5 exons. The coding region runs from base 57 to 1250 and encodes 397 amino acids. Lineage: Eukaryota; Metazoa; Arthropoda; Insecta; Ephemeroptera; Baetidae.